Messenger RNA from Pneumocystis murina B123, 957 nucleotides. RefSeq lists its product as hypothetical. The record is from RefSeq and is a predicted model, not a curated record. Bases 1 to 957 code for a protein of 318 amino acids. Gene Ontology annotation, cellular component: cytosol; nucleus. The transcript is spliced from 6 exons. NCBI's taxonomy places the organism in Eukaryota, Fungi, Ascomycota, Pneumocystomycetes, Pneumocystales, Pneumocystaceae. Gene Ontology annotation, biological process: nuclear-transcribed mRNA catabolic process; NAD-cap decapping. Gene Ontology annotation, molecular function: mRNA 5'-diphosphatase activity.
AUGUAUUAUUACCCGCCGGCGCUUGGUGCAGAUCUUUCGAAUGGUUUUGAUAAACGUAUUGAACGAGAUGAGACUAUUAAUGAGCAUCUUGAUGGACUGUUACUAUCAUUGUGUGAAUAUGAGCGUCAACAUGGUUUCCAACGUACUUUUGUUGAUAUUUUGACAUGGAGAGGUAUUCUAACACGAUUCCUUUGUACUCCAUUUGAUCGGUGUACUGCCUGGGCUGUUAAUAUUGUUCGUUUUCAGAAUACUAUCUUUAUUGAAGAUCAUUUGGAAACUAUUUCACUUCCUACUGAACAAGAGGCACGCAUGCGAUUUUGGGGCUAUAAGUUUGAGACACUUUCGACUCUUCCAGACACUUGGGAUAAUUGUUCUCGUGAUCAAAUUGAACACCGUAAUGAUAUUAUUGUUAAUAAUCACAUUCAAUAUUGUUCUGUUGUUCGUACCAGUCUUGAUAAAACAACUCUUGUUAUGGGUGGUGAAGUAGAUUGUGCCUGGGAUGCUAAACCUGAUCCUCCUGAAAAUCCUGUUCCACAUUAUGUUGAACUUAAAACAUCUCGUUCAUUAACAACACAUUCAGCUCGAAAAACAUUUGAACUUCAUAAAUUGCUUAAAUUUUGGGCUCAAUCUUUUUUACUUGGUGUACCAAGAAUAAUUGUCGGUUUUCGUACUGAUGAUGGUUAUCUUGAAUCAAUCGAAGAAUAUAAAACACAAACAAUUCCUUCAAAAACAUCUUCUUUCAAUGGUAAUCUUGCACUUGCUUGGAUGUCUCAAUUGUUUUAUUUUUUAAAAGAAAAAAUUCCUGAUCAAGAAGGUGUAUGGAGACUUUGUUAUACUCAAAAUGCAGAUAUUGUUCAGCUUUAUAAAAUAGAGUCUAAAGGCUAUGGAUUCUUGCAUCCACAGUUUAUUUCAUGGAGAAAAAUAAAUAUUCAAAAGUUCAAUGAUCCUUCUGUAUAG